Anolis sagrei ordinatus is the source of this 1572-nucleotide messenger RNA. RefSeq names its product pancreatic lipase-related protein 2-like. The record is from RefSeq and is a predicted model, not a curated record. Gene Ontology annotation, molecular function: protein binding; triacylglycerol lipase activity. NCBI's taxonomy places the organism in Eukaryota, Metazoa, Chordata, Lepidosauria, Squamata, Anolidae. Gene Ontology annotation, biological process: lipid metabolic process.
UAGAGGUGUGGUGGAAGAGGCAUUGUUGCCAGAGCAUUGAGCUGCUGGAGAUGGAAAUACAGAGAAGCUGAAGGAUUAAUGAAGAAGACCAGAGAGAAGAGCUAAUACUGUGAAGAUGUUUGGUGUUUGGUUCACUGCAUUCCUUCUACAUGUAAUUGUGAGAGGUUCAGAGAUUUGUUUUAACAGACUUGGGUGCUUUGAAAAUGGACCUCCUUGGGGCGGAACUUUACAAAGGCCAAUGUUGAACUUCCCAGAGCCUCCAGAAAUUGUGAACACUGCUUUUCACUUGUAUACUAGAGAAAAUCCUAUCUAUUUCCAGGUGAUAUCUGCAAUAAAUCCAUCAACGAUUAAAGUCUCAAAUUUCAGAACAAACCGGAAAACACGUUUAAUUGUACAUGGCUAUUUUGUUGGAGAUGAAUAUGAUCGGAUAGUAAACAUAUGCAGGUUUCUUCUUCAAAAGGAAGAUAUAAACUGUAUUGUUGUAAACUGGAAAGCGGCUGCUGCUGAUUUGUAUACACAAUCAGUACAAAAUGUCCGUAUUGUUGGAGCUGAGAUGGCUUAUUUAUUGGAUUAUCUUGAGGAAAACUGUGGAUAUUCUCUUUCUGAUGUCCAUAUUAUUGGACAUAGUCUUGGAGCCCAUGCUGGAGGGGAAGCUGGGAGAAGGAAACCAGGCCUAAGCAGAAUAACAGGUCUGGAUCCAGCUGGGCCUUUAUUCCAUCAAACACCUCCUGAAGUCAGAUUAGAUCCAUCAGAUGCCAAAUUUGUUGACGUUAUUCACACCAAUAUAGGCCACCUCUUCUUCGAAUUUGCCAGUGGAAUAAUUCAGCCCUGUGGCCAUCUCGAUUUUUAUCCAAAUGGGGGUGGAAUAAUGCCUGGAUGCAAAAAAGACCUCUUCGUAUCCAAACAGGGAGAUAUUGAUGGAGCUAUGAGAGAAAUUGCAUCUUCUAGAUCAGCUGGAUGCUCACAUAAACGAAGCUUACGGUAUUAUUCGGACAGUAUUUUUAUUCCUGAUGGAUUUCUUGGAUACCAGUGCAAAACAUUUGACUCCUUUGCAUCGGGAAAAUGCUUUCCUUGUCCCAGAGAAGGCUGUCCUAUGAUGGGUCACUAUGCUGAUCAAUUUGCAGAUAAAACUAAGGCGAUACAUCAAGUGUUUUAUCUAACCACAAAAGCUGUUCCACCAUUUGCUUGUUGGAGAAAACGUGUAUCUGUAAAAUUGUUUGGCACCCAAAUAGAGAGAGGGAAUAUUACCGUAGCCUUGAUUGGAGCUAAUGAGAUCAGAAAGGAAUACCUAAUUUUCACUGGGUUUCUUUAUCCAAGGUAUGCUUACACAAGAGUUGUUGAUGUACCUAUUUCUGGAGAGAUUGUAGCAGUUGAGUUUCAGUGGAAAACACACGCAGCUUGGCAAAGAAUUAGCCACAUAGGAGCACGAGAUAUCAGCAUUGUAUAUGGAAAAAAUGGAAAUUCAUCAGUAUUUUGUGGCAAUACAACUGUCUACCCUGAGGUUUGGCAGAAACUUUCACCUUGUGAAGCACACAUGAAACGUUGACAUUUUUGCUAACUGUACUGUGGGAA